CAUACAUACCUAGAUCUCACAGCCACCUGUGUUUCAACCCGCGUUCAGUUGCGGCAGGUCCAAUGGCCCUGGUCCUCUACAAACGUCCAUGACUGACCGUCUGGCAGCCUAUCGUUCGCAGCACCCCGAGCCAGCCCAUGAGCUCACCAAUUUGCCUGCGAACGGCUCCGGUUCUGGCACCGCGGCUUCAAGCAGAGCGGAUUUCUUGAGUGAGAUAUCCUCACUGCAAGAUGCGAUAAACAGCUUGACGAACAAUAUACGCUACAUUUCGACGCUUCACACGCGCUCGUUGAACUCUGCGUCAGAGGAUGAGACUAUCACCAGGGAGCUGGGCAUUAUCAAGGAAGAGACGAGGAAACUUCAGAAUGAUAUACGGGAUAGGAUAACGUAUCUGGCUAACCAGCCUGGGGAUGACAUGAGGGUUAACCAGACGAAACUCAUACGGAAAAGGUUCAUGGAUGUCCUCCAAGACUACCGACGCGCCGAGCAAGACUUUACCAAUAGGUCGAAGCAGCGUGUCGGACGUCAGUUCAGAAUUGUAAAACCCGAUGCGACAGACGAUGAAGUCAAGCAAGUCAUCGAUGCCAGCGCGGCCGGGACGCAAAUAUUCUCGGAAGCCGUUCUCUCCUCAUCGUAUGGUGAGGCACGCUCGGCCUAUCGCGAAGUACAGUCCCGUCACCAGGAUCUCGUCCAAAUGGAAAGGACUAUGGCUGAAUUGGCGCAGCUUUUCAAUGAUAUGCAAGCAAUCGUCGAACAACAUGAUGAUCAAAUCAAAGAGAUUGAGCACACGGCGCAGGAAGUGAACGUUAACACUGAGAGGGGGCUGAACCUUACGGAAGACGCUGUACGGAUUGCGCGCAGCAUCCGCAAGAAGAAGUGGAUGUGCUUCUGGAUCUGCGUUUGCAUCAUCGCUAUCCUCGCUCUCAUUCUCGGCCUAUACUUUGGUUUGAGGUGAAGAUUCGUUGUCAAGAACAUUGUAUUUGUUCCCUUGGCUAAGUUCCUAUCUGUAUCUAUAUAUGCCAUAACACUUAUAAUACUAGUAACACGUCUUUUUCAUUCCGGGCCCGUUGCAUGUGAUUGAUUUUAAUUUCGACGUCGAUACCUCCGC
Molecule: messenger RNA, 1108 nt
Organism: Desarmillaria tabescens
Lineage: Eukaryota; Fungi; Basidiomycota; Agaricomycetes; Agaricales; Physalacriaceae
Product: t-SNARE
Exons: 7
Coding region: 89-955 (288 amino acids)
Biological process (GO): exocytosis; intracellular protein transport; vesicle fusion
Cellular component (GO): SNARE complex; endomembrane system; plasma membrane
Molecular function (GO): SNAP receptor activity; SNARE binding
Source: RefSeq, a predicted model, not a curated record